AUGGUUGCCUCAAGACCCGGAUCCCCUUACACUGGCGGUAGACCCUCCAGUGCCAAUUCAGUUCACACCAAGGUCGAAGAAGAUCUCCACGAAUACGCUGGUAUUGAUUAUGACAAGGUCACCAUCAUGCGCAAUCCUUCCGUUGCUGUCCUCUACGAGCAAGCAUUGACCUAUGAGCAAGGUACCGUCAUCUCGUCCGCUGGUGCUCUUUGUGCCUAUUCUGGUAAGAAAACUGGUCGUUCUCCCAAGGACAAGCGUAUUGUCGAGGAAGAGACCUCCAAGAAGGAUAUCUGGUGGGGUCCUGUCAACACUCCCAUCAGCGAAAAGGUCUUCUUGAUCAACCGUGAGCGUGCUAUCGACUACCUCAACACCCGUCCUCGUUUGUACGUCUUUGAUGGUUUUGCCGGUUGGGAUCCCAAAUACCGUAUCAAGGUGCGUGUUGUCGCUUCUCGUGCUUACCACUUGCUGUUCAUGCGCAACAUGUUGAUCCGUCCCACUGAGGAGGAACUCGAGAACUUUGGCACUCCUGAUUUCACCAUUUUCAAUGCUGGCGAGUUCCCCGCCAAUCGUUAUACUACUGGUAUGACAUCUACUACCUCUGUUUCCGUCAACUUUAAGCGCGCUGAAAUGGUCAUUCUUGGUUCUGAAUAUGCUGGUGAAAUGAAGAAGGGUAUCUUCACUGUCAUGCACUACUUGAUGCCCAAGGCUGGUGUCCUUUCUCUUCACUCCUCUGCCAAUGAAGGCCCCAACGGUGAUGUAUCUCUCUUCUUUGGUUUGUCAGGUACUGGUAAGACUACUCUUUCUGCUGAUCCCAAGCGUAUGUUGAUUGGUGAUGAUGAACACUGUUGGUCUGAUAACGGUGUCUUCAACAUUGAGGGUGGCUGUUAUGCCAAGUGUAUUGAUUUGUCUGGUGAGAAGGAGCCCGAUAUUUUCAACGCCAUCAAGUUUGGUGCCAUUUUGGAGAAUGUUGUCUUGGAUGAAGAGACCCGUGAAGUUGAUUACUCUGACGAUUUCUUGACUGAAAACACCCGUUGUGCUUAUCCCAUCUACCACAUUCCCAAUGCCAAGUUGCCUUGUAUGGGUGGCCACCCCAAGAACAUCAUCUUGUUGACCUGUGAUGCCUUUGGUGUCUUGCCUCCUGUCUCCAAGUUGACUGCCGAGCAAGCCAUGUACCACUUCAUCAGUGGUUAUACUACCAAGGUGCCCGGUACUGAAGACGGUAUUGUUGAGCCUCAAGCUACUUUCAGUGCUUGUUUCGGUGCUCCUUUCUUGGUCCUCCAUCCUCAACGUUAUGCUUCCAUGUUGGCUCAAAAGAUGUCUGAACACAAGGCUGAUGCUUGGUUGAUCAACACUGGCUGGAUCGGUGGUUCUGCUGCUACUUCCAAGCGUUGUCCUCUCAAGUACACUCGUGCCAUUUUGGACGCUAUCCACAAUGGUGAAUUGGCCAAGGCUGAAUAUGAGGAUCUUGAAAUCUUCAACUUGCAAAUUCCCAAAUCUGUCUCCAAUGUUCCCUCCGAGCUCUUGAACCCCAAGACUGCCUGGAACGGUACUGCUGAAGAAUUUAAUACCUCUCUCCGUAAUGUUGGACAAAUGUUUGUUGACAACUUCAAGACAUACGAAGAUGAAGCCGCACCUGAGACUUUGGCUGCUGGCCCCAAGCUCUAA
Molecule: messenger RNA, 1665 nt
Organism: Mucor velutinosus
Lineage: Eukaryota; Fungi; Mucoromycota; Mucoromycetes; Mucorales; Mucoraceae
Exons: 3
Coding region: 1-1665 (554 amino acids)
Biological process (GO): gluconeogenesis
Cellular component (GO): cytosol
Molecular function (GO): ATP binding; phosphoenolpyruvate carboxykinase (ATP) activity
Source: RefSeq, a predicted model, not a curated record